Priapulus caudatus is the source of this 414-nucleotide messenger RNA. Its product is annotated as excitatory amino acid transporter 3-like. The annotation marks the transcript as partial. Lineage: Eukaryota; Metazoa; Priapulida; Priapulimorpha; Priapulimorphida; Priapulidae. Gene Ontology annotation, cellular component: plasma membrane. The record is from RefSeq and is a predicted model, not a curated record. Gene Ontology annotation, molecular function: neutral L-amino acid transmembrane transporter activity; glutamate:sodium symporter activity; L-glutamate transmembrane transporter activity. The transcript is spliced from 2 exons. Gene Ontology annotation, biological process: L-glutamate transmembrane transport.
CAUCACUGCUACGGCAGCUAGCAUCGGAGCCGCCGGCAUCCCUCAGGCUGGCCUCGUCACCAUGUCCAUGGUUCUAUCUGCCGUCGGCCUGCCCCUCAAUGACAUCUCACUCAUCCUAUCCGUCGACUGGCUGUUGGACCGGUUUCGCACCAUCGUCAACGUGUGGGGCGACGCGCUGGGCGCGGGCAUCGUCGCUCACAUUGUCCGAAAUGACCUUCCGCAUCUGGAUCAGGACGAUCACGACCGACGCGAUCUGUCGAGCCUGAGUCCUCCGCCAUCUUACAGCAGCGACAGCGGCGGCAAGGGUCACUCGAACAAAGCCUUCAUCGCGCACGAAUCGAACACGAAAAUGUAAAUUAACGCGCGUAUAGACGCAUGUGCACACACGCGCGCGCGCAGACAUGCAGGCACGCC